Molecule: messenger RNA, 1399 nt
Organism: Drosophila eugracilis
Lineage: Eukaryota; Metazoa; Arthropoda; Insecta; Diptera; Drosophilidae
Exons: 2
Coding region: 153-1208 (351 amino acids)
Source: RefSeq, a predicted model, not a curated record
UCUUAACGGAAGAGUAAAAAGGAAAAACAACGUGAUUCGGAUCGAGAAGAGAAAAAUUGUUAGAAAUAAAAGCCAUCCGUUGAUAUUAUUAUUUAAAAGAACUAUGAAGUUUACAAACCAGGUGUGGGGUUCGCCCAAAACAUUAUUUCGUCAUGAAAUACGCCGACAUACUCAACCUGACAAUGGAGGAGUUGUCCAACUGGCUUUCUGCGAUGCACGUGCCGUUGACCGGGGAGGAGAACAUUCACCAGUUGCGGGGAAUGGUGAAAACAAUGGUUGGAGACCAGGAUGAUGCCGCCUUGGUGGAAGCCGGAGAGCGGAACGACGACAUUGGCGUGGCAGAGAGCGUGUCAGAGAGCAGAGCGGAGAACGUCGUGGGAAGGGAGUGCGAGCAGGAGGAUCGAGGGCCAUGCGAAAUGGCUGAAAUCAUGAGGCAGAUGACGCUAUAUACAGCACGAAAGGACCUCGUUAAGUUAAAGGCGAAGGUUGCCGCUUUGGAAGGCAAUUCGCUGGACUGCAAGCCCGUUGUUGAUGUCAGGGAUCUUGAGGCUAGUUUGCGCAAAUUUUCUGGAGACGAUAACAUGUCUGUGGACGUUUGGAUUCGUGACCUCGAGCUUGCUGCAGUUACGCACGGAUUAAGGAACUCUCAACGUUGGCUGUUGUGCAAUCGGAUGCUGGAGGGCUCGGCCCGCUCAUACGUGAUGUUCGAGAAACCCGCUACUUGGAAGGAGCUAUGCGAAAGCCUACUAAAAACCUUCGGAUUCCGGAUGACCAAUCACCAGGUGGCAAAGCAGUUACAGAUUCUGGCGAACGAAUCGUUGUUGCAGUGUUUUGUUGCGAUGCGUCACAUUGCGGAGCAAGGAACCUUCGAGGAAACAGACAUCAUAAAAUACAUUGUUGAUGGUCUGCAGGACAAUUCCAAAUGCGCAGCGCCAUUGUAUUAUUGCGCUUCCUUGGACGAGCUGCGCGAGAAGAUGAUCCGUUACCAGAUGGUACAGCCUGAGAAGCCUGAGCCUACGUCCAGUUGCACCUCUGCUGCAGGUGCCUGCAAAAGAACCUACACAUGCCGGAGGAGAUGUUGCAAACGUAAGGUGCUUCAAUUGCCGAGCGAUGGGGCACUUCAGCAGCCAGUGCAAAAAACCGAAGCGCCCGGAGGUAGCUUGUUUUCAUUGUUUCGAGACUGGACACCAAUAUCGGCGGUGCCCUAAGCGUGUGCGAACGGCUGCCCUCAGUACUUGUGACGGACAAGACGAGAAGGAAGACGACGACGACGCCGUUGGUGGGAAUCCAUACAUUCAAUUAAUACCGGAAGCCCCGUGAGUUUUAUUAGCAGAGGAGUUAUUCCACAAGCAGUAAAGGACGAACACCUAGUAAAGAGCAGUUUUCGCGGCCUAAGCGG